AUGAAAUUUUAUGACGGAAACCAAACGGGGAUGAUCCCAGGCAUCCUACCAGGACCACCAGACUCGGGCCUGGGUGACUACUAUUGGUGGCAGGGCGGUGCUAUGAUGGGGACAUAUGUCGAUUAUUGGUAUUACACGGGCGACGACAGCUAUAACCACGUCAUCAUGGAGGGGAUGUUGCACCAGACAGGAAGCGAUCGCGACUAUAUGCCUAGAAACCACACACUCUCGCUGGGCAACGACGACCAGGGCUUCUGGGGCAUGACAGCGAUGCUAGCCGCCGAGAACAAGUUCCCGGAUCCGCCUGAAGACAAGCCACAGUGGCUCGCCCUCGCCCAAGCUGUGUGGACAACUCAGGCAGACCCAGAGAGACAUGACAGCGCCUGCGGUGGAGGAAUGCGAUGGCAGGUACCCAGAACCAAUGUUGGCUACGACUACAAGAACACCAUCUCGAACGGCUGCUUCUUUAACAUCGGCGCUCGCCUGGCCCGCUACACCGGGAAUGAUACGUAUGCCCGAUACGCAGAGGAGACUUGGGAUUGGUUGUGGGCCGUGAACUAUAUCGACCAUGAGAACUGGAUGGCUACCUUCUCGUACAACAUCGCCAUCCUGAUGCAGGGCUGUGCAUUUCUCGCCAACUAUACAGGAGAACAAAAGUGGUUCGACCGCACUCAAGCUUUGGCGAACCGCGCGAUCGACGACUUCUUCGCUGAUGGUGCCGCCUAUGAGAUCCCCUGCGAGUUCGAAACCGGACGUUGCUCGCAGGACAUGCUGAGCUUCAAGGGCUACCUCCACCGCUGGAUGACCGUGGUGACACAACUUGUGCCCUCGACCCGUGACCUUAUCCUGCCUGUCCUGCGCAACUCUACCGCAGCAGCUAUCCGCCAGUGCACAGGUGGUGCGUCAGGGCGGGUCUGCGGUUUCUACUGGACGACGGGUCAGUUCGUCGACCCGGCCGUAGACAAGACGAGCGGAGCUGGCGAGGCCAUGAACGUGCUAGCAGCGGUACAGAGCCUCCUGGAUGUCGAUCCUCCGGCCACGAAUGAUACGGGCGGCACCUCCAAAGGUGACCCAAAUGCCGGCUUAAACUCGCACCCUUUCAGGGAGCACUCGCCCGUCACCGCCGGCGAUCGUGCCGGCGCAGGUAUCCUGACGGCCAUUGUUCUCGUCAGUGCCGUGGCUAUAUGGGGUUGGAUGUCAAUCCCUCAUGCAGAAUGGAAUGAAUCCAAGGGCAAGGAGAAGGAGAAGAUGAGCCCGACAAGUAUAGAUGCAGGCAACUCACAAGAAAGUGUGACGGUGUCAAAUGGCACCUUAGCCUAG
Messenger RNA from Colletotrichum graminicola M1.001, 1320 nucleotides. RefSeq names its product glycosyl hydrolase family 76. Gene Ontology annotation, biological process: fungal-type cell wall biogenesis; carbohydrate catabolic process. The record is from RefSeq and is a predicted model, not a curated record. The transcript is spliced from 3 exons. Bases 1 to 1320 code for a protein of 439 amino acids. Lineage: Eukaryota; Fungi; Ascomycota; Sordariomycetes; Glomerellales; Glomerellaceae. Gene Ontology annotation, molecular function: mannan endo-1,6-alpha-mannosidase activity.